AUGGAGAAGUUACACCGUGCUGCAACAGUCACCAACAUCAAGAAUUUUAUUCCAAUCAUUCUAGAGAUGGAAAACGCUCAAUACGCGUCAUGGGCAGAACUAUUCAAAAUUCAUUGCCAGGCAUUUCAAGCCAUCGAUCACAUCCUUCCAAACGAGGUGCCAACUUCGGGAAAGCCAACCUCUGGAACAGAUGCCGCCAAAUACAAAACAACCACUUCUACACCCGAUGCUUCUUGGUCAAGAUUAGAUGCUAUAGUACUCCAAUGGAUUUAUGGUCCAUUUUCUACUGACUUACUUCACACCAUACUCAAGCCAGGUUCCACAGCCGCUCAAGCAUGGACAGCCCUAGCCAAUAUAUUUCAGGACAAUGCUAACUCCAGGGCUCUCUUCCUUCAAACCAAACUGACAAAUAAAAAACUAGCAUCCUUUCCAAACGUGAGUGCUUACUGUCAAGAAAUUAAAGUAUUGGCAGAUCAAUUAGCCAAUGUCAAUGCCCCUGUACCUGGUCAAACUCUUGUUCUCCAUCUCAUUGUCGGACUCACAGACCAGUUUGAUGGAGUAGCAACUUUUCUACAAUAG
Lactuca sativa (garden lettuce) is the source of this 579-nucleotide messenger RNA. RefSeq lists its product as uncharacterized. NCBI's taxonomy places the organism in Eukaryota, Viridiplantae, Streptophyta, Magnoliopsida, Asterales, Asteraceae. The record is from RefSeq and is a predicted model, not a curated record.